This is a messenger RNA of [Torrubiella] hemipterigena, 2310 nucleotides long. The record is from the annotation of a GenBank genome assembly. Lineage: Eukaryota; Fungi; Ascomycota; Sordariomycetes; Hypocreales; Clavicipitaceae.
AUGUCUACUGACGACUCUACCCCAGAGAUGGCAACCGCGGUGCCUGAGGUACAGGGAGCUACUCCAGUAGCUGAGGCGCCAGAGUCUGAAACAGGCGCGGCCGCCAAGGGAUCCGAGUUGACGAACCUGCUAAAUGCAGAACCGAAAGAUUCGAAUAAUACUAUGCAAGAGGCUCUGCAAAAGCACGACCAGCCGAUCAGGGUUACCACCCCCCCUCUUCAAACCACCAAAGAGCUGUCACAGAGUGACGACCCUAUGUCAGCCUCGGCCAUCACCAUUAAACCCUCGAACCACCCACAUGCGCAGGAUAAUGGCACCCAAUAUCUUACACCGCAGCCGUCCAGUUAUGUUGAUCCAACCCCACCGACUCCUAUGACUUCCAAUCCACCAUCUAGAUCUCCUUCCGCUACCGCUAGAUCCACCAACUCCGACGAUGCGUCUCCCUCAAGGCACACUUCAGACCGCGAGAGCAAGCAACCUCUCAGCGAUGACGAACAUGAGCCGACUUCCCAAUCUGAAAUUCAGAAUAUCAUGGCUCAGUUCAAUGAGUUUGGUGGUGGGCCUGGCGCGGACGAGGUAAUGAGCCCAAGACUGGAGAUUGCGUCACCAAUGUUGAAUGGCCCGGUACAGCAUCCGCCGAGAAAGUCAAGCCUAACUCCGCCUGGACCAUCUAUAACAGAGAAAAUAAACCAAGACGUAAAUGCUCUGAGGAUAUCUACAGAUGUCCCUACUUCUCAAGAGGCAGCUGAAAGUCUUGCAGCACCCCCAGUUCCGCCCAAAGACGGUACCCUUGGCACACCGCCGCGGCGUAAAGAUCAACGUGACGGCUCUUUGAAAUCGCCGACCUCUUCUCAUUCAUUGCAACGCCCACCGCCACCAGAACCUGAGCCCGAACCGGCCCUACCGUUUGAUUUCCAUCGCUUCUUGGAGCAAUUGCGGAACAAAAAGGCAGAUCCCGUAGCUCGAUACUUGAAAUCGUUUCUGAACGAAUUUGGCAAACGGCAAUGGAUGGUACAUGAACAAGUCAAGAUCAUCGGUGAUUUUCUCGCCUUUAUUGCUAAUAAGAUGAUGCAUUGCGACGUAUGGAUCGAUGUGUCUGACGCUGAGUUUGAUAAUGCUAGAGAAGGCAUGGAGAAACUUGUCAUGAACCGGUUAUAUUCGCAAACGUUUUCACCUGCCAUCCCAGCCCCAAAGCCCGUUCCUGGAGCGAAGCCACGGAAAAGAGGGGGGGAUCCGCCAUUUGGCCCUGGCAGACGAGGCCAGCACCAAGAAGAUGUGGAACGGGACGACAUCGUGUCUCAAAAGAUUAACAUCUACGGGUGGAUCAAGGAAGAACAUCUGGAUAUACCUCCUGUUGGUGACAGUGGACGCCGGUUCUUGAAACUGGCCCAACAAGAACUCUUAAAAAUCAAGUCUUACCGAGCCCCUCGUGACAAGAUCAUUUGCGUUUUGAACUGCUGCAAGGUCAUCUUUGGGCUUCUUAAACAUAACAAAUCCGAUUCUUCGGCAGACUCAUUUAUGCCGCUUCUUAUAUACGUAGUGUUGCAGUGUAACCCCGAACACCUGGUAUCAAACGUCCAAUACAUUCUGCGCUUCCGCAACCAAGACAAACUGGGCGGCGAAGCGGGUUACUAUUUAUCCUCUCUGAUGGGUGCUGUCCAAUUUAUUGAGAAUAUGGAUCGCACAUCACUGACCAUCACGGACGAGGACUUUGAGAAGAACGUGGAGGCUGCUGUCUCAGCAAUUGCUGAGAAGCACCAGGCUCUUUCACCGAUCAUCAGACAAGCAUCUUCGUCUUUCAGUGAAAAACCUCAACACCACUCUCAACCAACGACUGCAGGUUCUAGUGAAGGGAUGAGUUCAUCUCCAAACGCGACGAAAGAGCAUGAGAGUGAUAUAACUGCACCCAUAACAGGUCUUUUACGUACAAUUCAACGGCCUCUCACUACUAUCGGUCGUAUCUUUGCGGAAGAUGUGUCCUCUCCAGCUCCCGGUCUCGCCCCAAGUGCACCGAUUUACAACCAAGCACAAGCCGCUCAGGAUGUCAACCCAGAGCCAGUGCGUGAUUCUGCUCGAAGGGUGUCGAACGCAUCAAAACAUUCGCUAUCGGCUGAGGAAGCGGCCGCGAGACAAGCAAGUGCGGAAACGGCCGAAGCCCAGCGUCUGCAGCGAGCCGAGCACUCCAAUGUUGUCGAGACACUGGCUGGAAUGUUUCCAGACUUGGAUAAAGACGUCAUCAGUGAUGUUGUUUAUGAAAAGGAAGGACGUGUUGGGUUGGCAGUUGAUGCGUGCCUAGCACUGUCUACAUAG